This is a messenger RNA of Telopea speciosissima, 949 nucleotides long. Its product is annotated as nascent polypeptide-associated complex subunit alpha-like protein 4. Gene Ontology annotation, cellular component: nascent polypeptide-associated complex; cytoplasm. The record is from RefSeq and is a predicted model, not a curated record. NCBI's taxonomy places the organism in Eukaryota, Viridiplantae, Streptophyta, Magnoliopsida, Proteales, Proteaceae. Gene Ontology annotation, biological process: protein targeting to membrane. The transcript has 4 exons. The coding region runs from base 23 to 670 and encodes 215 amino acids.
AGAAUUGUGGUGGUUCUGCACAAUGCCGGGCCCCGUCGUCGAAGAGGAGGAACAGCUCACCUCCGUCAAGGAGCGGCGUAAACUUCAGAACGAUGAGCCCGUAGUUGAGGAUGUUAAGGAUGACGACGAGGACGACGAUGAUGAUGAUGACGAUGACGAUGACGAGAAGGACGACGGAACCGAAGGUGAACAAGGUGCAGGGACGAAUGAGAGCUCAAAGCAGAGCAGAAGUGAGAAAAAGAGCCGUAAGGCGAUGCUAAAGCUGGGGAUGAAACUUGUUAUGGGUGUUAGUAGGGUCACAAUUAAGAGGACCAAAAAUAUAUUGUUUGUCAUCUCCAAACCUGAUGUAUUCAAGAGCCCAAAUUCUGAAACAUACGUCAUAUUUGGGGAGGCAAAGAUUGAGGAUUUAAGCUCUCAGCUGCAGACACAGGCUGCCCAACAGUUCAGGAUGCCAGAUAUGGGAUCAGUAAUGGCAAAACCUGAUGUUUCUGCUGCCGCGGCUGCCUCACAGGCUGAUGAGGAAGAGGAGGAGGUCGACGAGACAGGGGUGGAGCCCCGUGAUAUUGAUUUGGUGAUGACACAGGCGGGAGUGUCAAGGGCCAAGGCUGUCAAGGCUCUCAAGACACACACUGGGGAUAUAGUGGGCGCCAUUAUGGAGCUCACCACAUAGGUAGGUUGCAGAUCAUGUCUUGAUAUCUUGCUCUAUUGAUGAGUUUUUUGAACCCAAAAGUACCAGUUAUCAUCGGUGUCAGAUUUAUUACAAUUUGAUGAUAUUGGUAAAUCAUUAGCUUUCUAUAAGAUUUUGAACAAGUUAUAAGCUCAGAGAUUUCAACACAUUUUCCCCUCCAUGUAUGUUUUGCUUUCAUUUUGGUCAAAGAAAAUUGAUCUCUUUUAUCUUUGGUCAAAGAAAUACGUGUGAUGGAUGUAAUGUGAGGGACAUUGCAUGGUA